AGUGUCGCCCUGUAGGAUAGAACUUUCCAUAUCAGUCUCUGUGGCUCCUGUGCAACUGCAACUCACAAUGAUAUCUGCUGUGGGAUUCCUGUGCCUGCUCUCAGCUCUUGUAUCCACAGGUUAUUCUCUCACCUGCAUAGAGUGCUCUGAAUAUAAUUCAACAUCUUGCACAGGGGAUAGUGUUCUAUGUCCAGCCCAGUUUUGUGCUUCUGUGUUCAUCAAAGAAUCUAAUCCAGUUGAAAGCAUUAUGCAGAUUAAGAGAUCUUGUGCCACUGAAGAGCAAUGUAGUGAGACUGGCAGCGCCACCUAUGGGUACGUCAGGAGACACAUGAUUACCAGCUGCUGCGACAGUGACGACUGUACCCCAGAGGUACCUGAAUGCCCGGAAGCCACCAACGAGCCCAACGGAAACAGCUGCCCAAACUGCUUCCCUCCGACCCUUGACGAAUGUGAGUCGGGAGAACAGGCCCAGUGUUCUGACAACGAGGACAAGUGCUUCGUCCAUGUCUUUAAACAUAACGAUUUUGCAUUCAAGAUUGGAGGUUGCUCUACAGAAUCCAUGUGCCAGCCUGACAAGUUCAAUGAGUACAGCUAUGAAGAGGUGACUACCACCUGCACCCAGGCAACCCAGUGACUCCCGUAGUCUUAUGGACUUCUCUAUGGAGCAUGUGACUUCCCCACCAAUGAUUAAUUCCUUUGUUCUUUUGCUAAAUCUCUAAUUGCCGCAUCGCACCCUUUCUAGGUUUUACCAGCACAUUCCAACUGCUUCUGGGAGACAAUUGCACAAUAAAAUUUACCAGAUAUUUGUCCCA
This is a messenger RNA of Xenopus laevis (African clawed frog), 812 nucleotides long. RefSeq names its product phospholipase A2 inhibitor subunit gamma B-like. Bases 68 to 634 code for a protein of 188 amino acids. The transcript has 5 exons. The record is from RefSeq and is a predicted model, not a curated record. Lineage: Eukaryota; Metazoa; Chordata; Amphibia; Anura; Pipidae.